GCGAAGAAAGACUUGGACCCAGUGAUCAAAAAGCAGAAAACAGAGUGGAGCGCUGCACUGCGGAAACUCCCGGGCGAAGUGCUAGAGUACCUGUCAAAUUUUGUGGAGGGUCCAGAUGGUGCUGAACUUCCUCAUCCAUGCCAGAUGGUGGUAGAUGUUUUCCAGGAUGAGUCCACUGCUUCGUUGACUUUGGACAAGCUCUACACCUUCCUUGAGGAAUCCAACAAAGCACAGGGGAAGCGCUUUGCUGCUUCACCCAACCCUGACUUGAGCACACUGACACCUGGUCAGUAUUUGACUUGCUCGGUGCACAUCAAGGACAUCAAGAUUUGCCUUCCACCAGACGGUCUACCGUGCGUGAAUGACUGGAUUACCACCGUCCUUUCUUUCCUGUUCUCAGGAAGCCGGCUGCGUCGGGAACCUAUUGAUUUGUAUGUGCUGAAGCCAGAGGCUGCUGACGGACAGCCACGGCUUGGUAUCAAGAAGGGCUUUACGAGGUUGAGCUCAGCCCUGUUUUUGGCACAAGUCGUGUCAGACCUUGAUCCUGUGGCUGCAAAGAUCUUUGGCAUUCCAUCUUCAAUAUCAUCCUUCCAAGAUGCUGAAACCAUCUCCUUUGAUGCCAUGCAAUUGAGCACACAAGGCGCAGAGAGACAGCGAAAGGGCGUGAUGAAGAUGGCCAUGCGCUUUGAAGCUCUUCUUCAUGAGAAGAAAGCUGCUGGCGGUAUGAGCGACAAAUCAGACCGGGAUAUCAUCCAGGAAGUGAUUGGACGUUACAAUGACCACCGUGCGAACGCUGCCAUAAAAAGGUGGCAAUUGAAUGGUGAUACAACUAUGGGCGUCAUGUGCGUCGUAUGUGGCAUGACACCUGAAUCCAGAGAGAUUGUACGUUACAAUGAAUCCCUGCUGAGAUCAAAGCGACACCAAUUGGGAGAAACAUCAAGACAGGCUACUUCUGUGUUUUGGCAGAAUAUGCUGACAGUGAAUCCUAGUAUCCAAGCACUACAUUUUCGCAAAUACAAUCACUGGUGGCACACAAACUGUCGCAAGAUGAAGAAGUCGAUGCGCAGCCGGCUCCGGUGGACGGAGGAAACAUGGGGCAAGAACAUUGAGCAUUGCGCUGUGUUUGCAUGGGUGGUGGAUGAAGCAGAGCACUUGCGUGAUGCUGAGUACAAGAUGACGGUCGCCAACCUGAGCCACGACUUCCGUGAAGCUGUGGAUUUCAACCUUCGCAGAAACAAAGUUGAAUCCAAUCGCCAUAAGUUGAUGGAGCGCCGAGCCCUGGUUCUAUGCACCGACAAAUGCCAGCGUGACUCGCUUACUGCCGUCCUUCGGAGAAUGCAUCAAGAUUGUGGCUUCGAUGGAGUUGAGCCGGACAGGCUGAGUGUGCCUCAGGUGGACGAGGUAUCCAACUGGGCACUUCGAACGCUGCAGCUCAACCCGGAUUGCAGCAUGGUCUUGAUCAUAUGUCCCAUGCUGGCGGGCGAGGGUGUGCUGAAUGGACUACGAGGAGCAUUCAGGAGGAUUGAGGACAAGCUGGACAGCUUGAACUUAGAGAUGAAGCAAGUCUCAGUUCUCUUCGACGUGUCUUCCACUCACGGGAAUCGGAACUUUGGUAAGAUCAGCCGCUUGAAGAACUUCGACAACGUGUUUGCACCCGUGACCAAUGGAGAAGCUGGAGCACCAGCACCAAUGGUGACCUCGAAGACCAGUGCAGACUUGGACAACCAGAUCCCUCUGGUAUCCGAGACUUUCUGCGAACCUCCUCCGUCCCUAACUUCAGAGGAGUUUCAAUCAAAGCGCCCGACAUUGGUGGCCACAGUGACAUUGAGCAUGGGAAUCAAUGUCACUUGCAGCGUAGCAGAUGACAAGGUCUACAUCACGUCGGCUUCCAAGGCAAAGGAUUUCCUGACGAAGGAUGGCAAUGAGAACAAAGCCAUCGAAUUCCGCUUGGAUUCACAAGAUGACAUUGCACUUUGUCAGAACUGA
Messenger RNA from Durusdinium trenchii, 1986 nucleotides. The record is from the annotation of a GenBank genome assembly. Lineage: Eukaryota; Dinophyceae; Suessiales; Symbiodiniaceae.